UAUUUUUCAAACCCGUGAAAAUUCAAGACUACUUUCUUCCGCUCCUUAAAAAUGAACUCACUGUUAAAUCGGUCCCCUCUGGCCCACAUCCUACAAACGGCGCCGCUUCAACUUGAUCCCUUCCAAAAAAAACAAAGAGAAGAAUAGUGAGCGGUACGGUGAUCCUCAGUUCCUCAAGCCACAUUUCUUCACUCAUGGCCGCUCCUCUGCUUCUUAAAGGCAUCCCGCUGCUCCGCCUUCGGCUGCCACGGUACAACCGUCUCACCGUCGGAAUCAUAUCGGCUCCGCGUCGUCCUUGGUGCGUCGCCGCGGACUCGGCUGGGCAAGAAGAGGAGGCAUCCUCUGUGGAGAAGAGUAGUGCGGUGCUGAGCGUGAGGGACCCACCGAAAUAUCAUAGGUGGGAUGAUCCUGAUUACAGGAAAUGGAAGGAUAAGGAGGAAGAGAUUCUUCGAGACAUCGAGCCUAUCAUUUCGCUAGCUAAAGAGAUUCUUCACUCUGAUAGGUAUAUGGAUGGGGAACGUUUAACUGUUGCAGAUGAGGAAACUGUGGUAGAGAAGCUUCUUCGUCAUCAUCCACAUUCUGAAGAUAAAAUUGGAUGUGGACUUGAUUCUAUUAUGGUUGAUCGACAUCCUCUAUUUAGACACUCCAGGUGUCUCUUUGUUGUUAGAACUGAUGGUGGAUGGAUAGAUUUCUCAUACCAAAAGUGUCUCCGAGCAUACAUUCGAGACAAGUACCCAUCCCAUGCAGAACGAUUUAUUAGAGAGCGUUUUAAGCGUGUUAGUGGCUAAAAUGUGAAAACUUAAUGUUAAUGUUAGUGUUCAACUACGAUUUUGGUGUCACUGGAGACGUUUAAAUAUUUCUUUCGGGUAGAGAGAUUGUCAUUUUGUGUCAGUGACCUAUAUAUUGCCUUGAUUUAUAAUUGUCAAUGUUGUAGAUGAUUCUGGACUGGCGCUUCAUGUUUGCUGAAAAUGAGGACAAAGAAAAUGGUUGAAUUGAACCUCACAUUGUUGACUUGCAUCUAUCUCCUUUGUUGUUGGCUUUAUGUAUGUUUUUUUAUGUUUUGAGGAACAAGCUUUUUUUCAGAUCCUUAGACCGGGGCUUUCAUAUAAAGUUAGUAGGAUCUUCAAAGCACUUUAUUGUGGGUCCCGAACUUGUCACCAGAGCUUUUUACAUAACAGAAUCGUUUAAUUUCUCUCCAAGAACUUUCUGGUAUCUUGAAUGUUAAACACCUAGAGUACAUGUUAGAAGAAAAGAAGUGUGAACAUGCAUGAGAAUCACACACUUCUACCCACUUGUAGCUGAUAUUCAGAAUGCCAUAAUAGCAUUCAACAUGCAUCAUUGAUCAUGGCCUGAUCAGAUAAUUGCUUCAGUAUUCCUGCAAGUUUUUACGCUGCUAAGAACACAUCAAUGAGUUACCCAAUUCAUAAUUUGGAGGUUGAAGAAUGAUGAAUUUGUUUUUUGUUUUUAAUAAUAUGAUCUAGCGCUUCUUUUCUCUGAUGGUCGCAUCAGAUGGUAACAAAGGUAUUCAGUGCUCAACACAUUUGGCAUACAAGAAGAGAUAGUUGAAAUCACCACCACGUCACUGUUACUGAAUAAUUGAUCGACUGUGUGAUGGAC
Messenger RNA from Durio zibethinus, 1617 nucleotides. RefSeq names its product DCL-like protein. The record is from RefSeq and is a predicted model, not a curated record. Gene Ontology annotation, cellular component: chloroplast. Gene Ontology annotation, biological process: chloroplast rRNA processing; chloroplast organization. Lineage: Eukaryota; Viridiplantae; Streptophyta; Magnoliopsida; Malvales; Malvaceae.